GCGGUCGAGGCCUUCAUCCAGGCCAACCGCGAUCUUAGCCAGCACGAGGAGGCAACCCGGACACUGCGGCAAAUGAGCCAAAUCGAGCAGCAGGGCGUUCUGCGCCGAGGCAGUAUGAAAGGCUGCCACAACGUGCUGGCCGUGCUGAAAACUCGUGCGAAGCAGGCUCGUCAGGAAGCUGCUGGCGUCAUCGAGGAGGCAAGGCCGAACAGGCACAGGUUCCAAGCGGAUGCGGCGCCGAAGAAGCGACGCGGCGCCGAGUCGCCAACCCAUUCUCGGGAGGCGGAGGACGUUUCCCUGCAUUUCCCGUCCAAGCCGAAGAGGCCCCCAAUGCAGC
Symbiodinium sp. CCMP2456 is the source of this 337-nucleotide messenger RNA. Lineage: Eukaryota; Dinophyceae; Suessiales; Symbiodiniaceae. The record is from the annotation of a GenBank genome assembly.